Molecule: messenger RNA, 2253 nt
Organism: Panonychus citri (citrus red mite)
Lineage: Eukaryota; Metazoa; Arthropoda; Arachnida; Trombidiformes; Tetranychidae
Product: tetraspanin-1-like
Exons: 6
Coding region: 840-1535 (231 amino acids)
Cellular component (GO): membrane
Source: RefSeq, a predicted model, not a curated record
UUAAAGUGAAAGUUAUUGAUUUAAUUGUCUAAAAAUCAAAGUGUAUUAAUAAUUACCGGAACAAUUUAGUUAAAACUGAUGGUAGUUAAUUCAUUUACCUAAUCUAAUUAAUCUCUAGUUAAUUUGAUUGAUUUGGGUUUUACCUCGAGGAAUCAAUUAACAAUUUAAAUCGAUUCAAUUUGUCUUCAGCUUUGCAACAAUUUAACUUUAAUUGUGAUUUAUUGUCAAUCCCAACAAUUGAUUUCAUUUAGUGAGUGAAUUUUUUAACAAUGAUUUAGUUAAUUGCUGAGUCAAUCAAUGAUUUAGCAAUUUAGUUACCGUUUCUUUUACCAUGAUUUACAAUUAAUUGUAAAUAACGAUGAUGGGAUAAAAAAAAAUCUCCUUUAGUUAAUCAACAAUUAAGGUAACAAUUUAUUUCCGUAAUCAUGGGUGAGUUGACUUUCUUCAUUAUUGUUUCAACUUUCCAAUCUCAUUCAAUUUGUCGCUUAAUUGUUGAGGUCAUCUACUGAUUACUAUUUACUUUAUUUACACUGUUUACCUUAGUAAUUAAAAAAAUGAAGAUUUACAAAAUGAACAAUUAGUUUUAAUUGUCCACUUACUGAUUGUCCCUCACUUACAAGUUAAAUCAUAUGUUUCCUUAUUUACAGUAAUCAUCAAGUUUGUUUACCUUUGUAUGUGGAUUAACUGUUUUAAAGUUCAAUUGAUUAACCAGAGAAAAACUUUCUAAUUCUAAUCACCAGUGAAUUGGUCAACAAUUAGACUGUUAAUUAAUCACUUUCAUCAUACCAGAAUCAACUAAUUACUGCAACGAGAAGGAAAGUGACAGAGAACAACCAGAAAUGGGCUACUCUGUACAGUACUUCUCGUGUGCUAAAGUUUGUCUAAUAUUUUUCAAUUUUAUCCUAUGGUGUUCCGGAAUGACAUUGAUAGGAAUUGGACUCUGGUUCAGAAUCGAUCCUAAAAUGUAUGAGCCAACCUUAUACAUCGAUACCGAAAACUUUAUCAACGUUGGUUGGAUUAUGAUGUUCAGUGGAUUAGCGAUCGUUAUAUUAUCGUUUAUUGGCUGCAUUGGGACAUUAACAAAUUCAACAUGUAAAUUGGGCUCGUACAUCUUUAUGAUGGCCCUUUUGAUUGGACUUGCAAUCGCUUGUGUAGUUUUGGCUUCAACUCAUGGUUUCGGUGAAAGAUUGGAAUACUAUGUAACUCAACAAGUUUUAAUCCAAAUUCAACAAAGACCAUUCAGUGAAAAAUCUCGAGAGCUUCUUGAUUUUGUUCAAGUAAAGUUAAAAUGUUGUGGUGCUGAAAACUUCAAUGAUUACCAUCGAUAUGGUUUGGAAGUUCCUGUCUCAUGUUAUCGAGAACAAGCUAAUUUCAUUAACCAAGAGGGAUGUGGUCGAGUUCUUGGUCGUUUCUACGAUUUAAGAGGUGGAAUCGCUCUUGGUUUGAAUGGAUUCACAUUAAUCAUCGAAUUUGUUUGUCUGAUUUUUGCAAUAUCACUUUUUUGUGUAAUCAGACACACAGAACUUGAUGAUUAACAAUAGGAACAAUAAAUCAACACCCGCCAUCAUCAUUAACUAAAUCACAAACUUCAAGCUCAUCGAUAAAACAAACUUUUAUUUAUUGAAAUGAUUUUCUGUCUUUUUUUACCUUAAAAUUUUAAUCUAUUGAUAAUCUAAUAUUAAUAGAAUCUUUAGUCAAAUUAAAACAUUCAGAACUUUUUCAAUUUAAAUUGUAUGAUAUAAUAAGUACGGAAUUGGAUUAUCUACUGAAUAUCCAUUUAGAUCGAUGUGAGACAUCAUAUCGACCAACAUUUGAGAUCAUGCGAAGCGAAAUGAGGUUAAAGAACUUAACAAAAUGGAUAAGGCCAAUCCUUUCCGCGUUGGACAUUAACCAUUGUUUAAUUAAUUGCUUCUUAUUGGGUGGUAAGGUACUGUACCAUUUGCGAAUAGAUCGACACAUAAGAAUCGCCACUAAUUUACCAAGUGGUCAGAGUAUAACCCAAACAAUGACAGGAACAUGACGACUGGAGGCCGUACGAAAGUGUCUCAGGCCACAAGAGUUCCAUUGAUCAGCCUGUUUUCGUAAUGAUAGAUUAUCAAAAUUGCGGUUGGAAAAUGAUUUAGCUAAAUUUGGAGAAAAUUCAAAAGAAUCUUUUUAUUCUAAUGGGAUGUUAUUGAACUAGAAUCUCCAAGAAAAAGAGAGAGAGAGAUAUAAAGUAUCUUUGUACUGAACUUCUGAACUUUCAGAAUCCUU